Durio zibethinus is the source of this 886-nucleotide messenger RNA. The record is from RefSeq and is a predicted model, not a curated record. NCBI's taxonomy places the organism in Eukaryota, Viridiplantae, Streptophyta, Magnoliopsida, Malvales, Malvaceae.
AUGAAAGGCCUGACUUCAGAUUCUUUACAUCAGACAUCUCUUCGGGAGCUGACCACCCUUGCCUUAAAAAUGCCGAGGAGAUCUUGCAAUUCAAGUGUCAGAAAUGAUGCAGCAUUUCUUUUCACAGUGGUUGGGACAACAGGGUUUCUGGGAGUUCUUGCUGGCCAGCUUCCCGGGGAUUGGGGCUUCUUUCUACCAUAUUUAAUUGGAAGCAUUUCUUUAGUAGUUUUGGCUGUGGGGAGCAUUUCACCCGGGCUUCUUCAAGCUGCCAUUGGAGGCUUUUCAUCAUUCUUUCCUGAUUACCAGGAGAGGAUUGCAAGACAUGAAGCCGCUCAUUUUUUGAUUGGCUAUUUGUUGGGCCUUCCGAUCCUGGGGUAUUCAUUGGAUAUUGGUAAGGAACAUGUCAAUCUCAUUGACGAAAAGCUGGAAAAGCUUAUAUAUAGUGGACAGCUUGAUGCCAAAGAGCUUGACAGGUUGGCAGUUGUUGCUAUGGCUGGACUUGCUGCAGAGGGUCUGAAAUAUGACAAAGUGGUCGGUCAAUCUGCUGAUCUUUUCACCCUUCAGAGAUUCAUAAACAGGAGCAACCCAAAACUCAGCAAUGAUCAGCAGCAAAAUCUAACUAGAUGGGCGGUUCUGUUCGCUGGAUCCCUCUUGAAGAACAACAAGGUGACUCAUGAAGCCUUGAUGUCAGCAAUGUCGAAUAAGGCGACUGUAUUGGAAUGCAUCGAAGCAGUUGAGAAAGCUGCAUAGUUUUUACCUUGCACUUCUAAAUCGUUUUCAAGUACCAAAUUGGAAAGAUUGCACUGCUUGAAAUCGACAUUAGCACCUAAGCUGCUAAAUGUUCUUUUGAUUUUCCUCUUUGUUUUUUUAAAAAUUAAUUUCAUUC